This is a messenger RNA of Rhizophagus irregularis DAOM 181602=DAOM 197198, 563 nucleotides long. Lineage: Eukaryota; Fungi; Glomeromycota; Glomeromycetes; Glomerales; Glomeraceae. The record is from RefSeq and is a predicted model, not a curated record.
UCUCAUAUUACUUUUUAACUUGGUUAUUUUUUUAUGGCGCUUAAAAGAAUUAACAAAGAAUUGAAAGAUUUAGAAAAUGACCCACCAGAAACUUGUACUGCUGGUCCAAUUGAUGAUGAUCUUUUCCAUUGGCAAGCGACAAUUAUGGGUCCCGAGGAUUCUCCAUACAAUGGCGGUAUAUUUAACCUUGAUAUUCGUUUCCCUCAAGAUUAUCCGUUCAAACAACCAAAGGUGACGUUUCAGACAACAAUUUAUCAUCCGAAUAUUGACUGUAAGGGAAAUAUAUGCUUGGAUAUUCUAAAAGACCAAUGGUCGCCAGGACUUACCAUCUCGAAUGUACUCUUGUCAAUUUGCUCAAGGCUAACUGAUCCAAAUCCAGAUGAUCCACUCGCACCCGAAAUUGCUCAUAUAUACAAAACAGAUCGCUCUCGUUUUGAUGAUACUGCUAGAGAUUGGACACGUAAAUAUGCUUCUGAAUAAUAAUAUGCGUUCAAAAUGUUAGUCAGUAUGGUUUAAAUUAGUUUAUACUUUUGUAUUUAUUUAAAUAAAUAAAUUAUUGAUAA